AUGCUGUCUCGUGCUUGCACUGUCGUCCUCUCAGACUUUCUUGCUCCAGGACUCCUCCAGCGCACGGCCGGCUCAAAAUCAAUAUUCCAUGUGAAGCGACUGCAGCAUGGACUGGCACCACUGUCUUCCCCGGAGCGACCACACAAGCCGAUUCCGUUAACCCAACGCACUCCGAAGGAUCGCGACCGAGCGGACCCAUCCCUAGACAUAUUCAACACAACCACAACUCGGAUACAUCAAGCAGUCCAAUCUCAUAAUAUUGAAAUAAUAUGGGACUACUGGCAAUAUUUGGAGCAGCGCCGACUCUUGCGACUCCUGGGACAUGUCCAGCUGAAGCGGAUAUCUACCCUGCUCGUUGAUUCAUUCUGCCCAGUCGGUUUCCCCAAGAAGGAGUGGUCUGAGCUAGAAAGAACGGUGGUGGAGAAGAUAGCUCUGGUUGCAGCCGCUCAUAAAGCCCCCGACGCGUUAAAUUCCUGCAUGCUUGCUCUCAUCCAGCGCAAUGACCCGGACGCCGUGCUCCGGUUGUAUGAGCGGUUCAUGCAGCUGGUGGCAAAAUCCGAGGGCGCAGAAGACGUAUCAGGCGACGGACUCGAAGAAGGGGAGGGGAGUACAGAGUAUGAUGCUUUGGCGUCGGCGACAUAUUCCAGCGUCGAUACCAUGCCUUAUAAACCAGGACGCGCGACCGUCCUAUUAUCUGGAAUCACGGCCUGCGCCAUGAAGGACGAUUUCCUGGGUGCGUUGCACAUGUGUCUCAACACCGUCAUACGUCCCCAACACUAUGCCAUCACUGCAUUUAUGAACAAGCUGAAGGGGAAUCGGCCUCUGCAGCGGAAGGUAGAAGAGUAUGUGAACCGUCUCCGGAGCGCGACCAUGGUAUCCCAUCCAACAGAACUCUCGAAGCGAGUCAAUCAGCUUGCUACCUCCAGGUCUAUCCGCUCUAUUGAAAAGCUCUACCGGAGCAUCAUGGACGGUAUUUCAGGGCCUGCGCCCUGCAUGGUCGCGCAUGAGUCCGCGAAAACAGUCGAAAAGCCAGUCGUGUUUACAGAAGUCGGCUGGACGUCAUUCAUGGUCGCUUUUCUCAAGUGUGGCCGUAAAGACCUGGCUGCUCAAAUGUGGGAUGAUAUGAUCGGUCUAGACGUGCAGCCAGGAGUUUCGACAUGGACGGCGUACAUCGAUGCAUGUGACGGAAUCUCUGCGUACAACGAAGCCGUCGCAGGAUGGGGCAUGAUGCUCGAGCAAGGUGUGAAGCCAGAGGCUCUGUCAUAUCGCGCCAUCAUUUCUACCUACUUCAACGCUCGUCAGACGGACAAAGCCAUGGACGCGUUUCGGACAUUCCUCGAAGAUGCUGCCAAAGGAUCUCCAGAGCGUCAACAACUUGCAGUAUAUAAUACCGUCCUGCACGGACUCCUCAUCGCCGGACGGGUUGAUGAAGCGACUGCCACCUUCCAAAAAAUGGUCGACGAAGGGCCCAGACCAGACGUCGUAUCCUACAACACCUUCCUGAAGUUCUGGGCGCGGACGAGCAAUUUCAAGAUGCUCUCUUCGGUAAUGAACAACAUGGUCGCCGCCGGCAUCAAAGGCGACGUCUUCAGCUUCUCGACCAUCCUCUCGGCCCUUCUCAAAGUGGGCCGCGACGACGCACCGGAGCUCAUGAUCGCCCUCAUGCGCAAGCAGGGCGUCGAGCCCAACGUGGCGAUCUACUCCGCCAUCAUGGACCAGCAGCUGCGCGAGCAGACCGUCGAGGCCCUCCACACUGCCAUGCGGUUAUUACAAAGGAUGGAGCUUGAUCCGACCUCACAACCAAACGAAGUUACCUACACCUCCUUCUUGGCUGGUAUCUACCGCGGGUCGUGGCUUCCACCCGCCGUCGCGGAAGACUGGCGACGCAACAUCGUGGAUCGCAUGAAGAGGCGCGGGAUCAAGCUGAACCGAGUUACCUACCACAUCCUUCUGAAGGCCUGCCUGGAAUACCCCGAGCCCGAAGGUGUGGAAACCGCUAUGGUGUACUACAGGGAGAUGGUGAAGCAGAAGAUUCACAUCAUUUCUAUUACCUGGUACAUUUUGUUAUCCGGACUGCUACGACGCGGGGAGCUUGUGGCUGCGAACGAGAUCCUGGCAGACAUGGCGAGAUCUGGGGUCCAGCCAACUGGCGCUGUCGCCGAGUUAGUGUAUAAAGCAAGGAAGCGUGUUGGCAGGCGGGCUAUAGCCUGA
This is a messenger RNA of Pleurotus ostreatus (oyster mushroom), 2211 nucleotides long. RefSeq lists its product as uncharacterized. The transcript has a single exon. The record is from RefSeq and is a predicted model, not a curated record. Bases 1 to 2211 code for a protein of 736 amino acids. NCBI's taxonomy places the organism in Eukaryota, Fungi, Basidiomycota, Agaricomycetes, Agaricales, Pleurotaceae. Gene Ontology annotation, molecular function: protein binding.